UAUCGUGCUAUCGUUACGAGAGCAACCUUGAGCAGUGAGCACAAAAAAAUCUGUCCGUGAUUCGUUCGAUUGGAUUUUUAUUAAUCAUUCGCUUAUUGCGCGUUGCCGAUUUUGUUGCAGAAUUGACUAACACGUCAAACGAAACCCCACAGUUCUCGAAAAAAUACGAAGAAGUAAACAAGAUAAGCGGAUCCCGUGCAAUUUACCAUUAAAAACGUAAAAAUGCAGCUGCAGGCCAAAUAUUUGCUAAUAUGUCUGUUCGUCGGACUGUUUGCCUCGUACCGUUGUCAAGCGGGUGGCGGAGAAGAAGGAACUGGAGUCACCACUACCACUACUGAGGCAGCCACCACUGUAACCGUGCCACCGGCACCCGAUGACAAGAAUACAACAAGCACCGAGAAGCCGAUAACAACAACAACAACAACUACUCCCAAUACAACCACGGUAGCACCAACAACAACCACAGUGGAACCAACAACAACAACUUCAUCCACGCCGAAACCAACACCGCCGCCCAUCACGACAACAACAACUCCAGCUCCAAUCACCACGAGCAGCACCACCACGCCGGCACCAAAUUCAACCACAACCGUGGCGCCAAGCACAAGCACAACUUCCCAGCCGUCCACAACGACCACGGCUAAACCGACGCCAGUGCCAUGCGGACAUUUCGAUGGCUCCUCGUUUAUAGGCGGCAUUGUGCUAACUUUGGGUCUGCUGGCCAUUGGACUGGUGGCCUACAAAUUCUACAAGGCACGCAAUGAGCGCAAUUACCACACUCUUUGAGCCGCCAAUGCUUUUACGUCGGCAUUUAAUGCAGCAGCCGGUGCAACAGCCGUGAACAAUCCCGCCACGGAUGCCGAACGUGUGCGAUUUGUUCAGCCAUUAAUUCCGUUGCGUUCGCCGCCAGCGCAACCGCCACCACCACCACCUGCACCAGCACCACCAGUAUCAGCAUCCUCUACUGAUUCUCAAUAUCAACAUCAGCUAUUAGCCGGCGAGACAACACACUCAACUAUACAAAAUAAUAAUUCACCUUCGGCCAGAGAUCGGCUGCUGCACGCGUAAUUUAACUCGGGGUACAAUUGUAAUACAGAAACUAUCCAAAGAGCCCCGCGAUUAACUCUAUGAAAACUAAAUCUUCAAAUCUAUCCUUAGCUCUCCCUCCCAAGCACACACACUCACACGUUUAUCCGUUUAUCGAUGCUGCACUUCUUUGUGUCUGGCUAUCAUUCUUCCCUUAUCAGCUAUAUAUACAUAUACUUCUAUAUAAUAUACAUUUCAUAUGGCUUUUAUGAAUAACAUGAAUCACGGAUUUUUGCUGCGAUUUUUAAUCAGCGAACUAAGCGGAUGUUCAACGCCUUAUUAAAUCUGAAUGCCCUUCAGCUUGAAGCUCGGCUGCACGGCAAACCAAUCCCACAAGGAGAGGAAAAUAAAAUGAAAUAUAUAAUAUAUAUGAUAUGAUAUAUAUAAAUGUAUAUGUAUUUAUUGGAAAUAGUUUAUGUACUACAAUAACAGCAAAUUAUGUGAGACUGUCGAAGAAAUGUCGCGGUACUGAAGUGUGGCGCGCAGGGCAAAGUAAAAUGUAAUCUGAAAUAAUGAAAGCGCAGAUAUAGAUUUUGAUUGUAUUUACAAAGAAAAAAACUAACAAUUUUAAUAACUAAAAUUCAUUUAGAGUAAACAAGAGCUAAAACAUAAAGUCGUCAAAACGCGUUUUUCAUAUUCCGCUUUCAAACAAACAAGCAAAAAAAACACAUUUGCAUUUUUGAAUAUAUAUAUACAUAUUUAAUGCUGAUUACAUUUCUGAUAUUUGCCACAAGCAUUCAUACAUAUAUAUCUAUAUAUAAAUGUCCGUGUCAAAGUUGUUGUCAUUAUUGCAAGCGCGA
Messenger RNA from Drosophila montana, 1886 nucleotides. It is a transcript of the gene vsg, whose product is annotated as visgun. Bases 223 to 786 code for a protein of 187 amino acids. Lineage: Eukaryota; Metazoa; Arthropoda; Insecta; Diptera; Drosophilidae. Gene Ontology annotation, cellular component: cytoplasmic vesicle. The record is from RefSeq and is a predicted model, not a curated record. The transcript is spliced from 3 exons.